This is a messenger RNA of Chara braunii, 2929 nucleotides long. The record is from the annotation of a GenBank genome assembly. Lineage: Eukaryota; Viridiplantae; Streptophyta; Charophyceae; Charales; Characeae.
GGAUGAAGAGCAGAGCAGGGUUGAGGUGGAAGGAGAAGGGGAGAGGCGGUAUCGGAAGGGGGAGUGUGGUUCAGUAUCUAGUUUCCAAGCAAAGCUUGUAGAGUCAGAGAUCCCGUGCAUGGCACAAUGAUGGGCUGGCUGGCUCGUUUAACAGGAUGCUUUACUGCUGGAAGCGUCCGUGGAGAUGAACUCAAUAAUUUUCGCAAGACGAGCAUAUUGCGAGAACACACAAAGAAAAAGGGAGAUGCCUCCACCCCAAAGCGCUCACCACUUCGGCUUCGUAGUUUGUCUCUUUUGUGUGUGGCACCACGAGGACAAGCUUGCUCACCUCCCAGAGCCCGCCUGCGGCAAGGAGGGAGUCGCCGUCAUGGGACUAAUCUCUCUGUGCCUGUACGGGAAGGACCAUCACCAAGCGAUAGUGGUCGGAAUGGAGAUGAGGUAUUGGUGCAGUCUGUGGAUAGCAAGAGUUUGCCUCAACCUAGAGGUGAGGUGAUUGUGGCAGAAUCAGAGCAAGUCAAUGAGGAGGGGGAGGACAGGGGGAACGAAGAGGAGAAGGUUGCUGUAGAGAGCAGUGUGCAGGUAUCGUGUUCACAUGAGGAGGAGGAGGAUGAGUAUUGCAGUUUAUGGAUGACACACUCCAAUUCUUCCAGCAUCCCAAACCGAAAUGUUGAUGACUACUCUCCAAACGGCAAGGCUGAUUCUUUUGGAAGUCAAGAGUAUUCCAAUGAAGACCAGGCUGAGAAGACCAUAGUAUUGGCGUCACCAAGGCCAAACACAGUUCUUAACGAGGUGGACUCUCCUCUCACACGCAUUUCCGAGACACAAACAGAAUUGCUGUCCAGGGAAGAGCCCGUUGUUCCGUACAGUUGUUCGAGGGUUCCCCUCUUGUCUUCAGCAGAGAAGCAACAACCAAGUGGGUCACUUCAAAAGGUGUUGUCAUUUUGCGAAGGGCGCAGCGGGAAAUCACCUAGCAGCACUAGCCAGUGUAAAAAUGUGUUGUCUUCAGUGUCUGUGUCAGCAAACAGCUCUGAGAAAAGCACUGCGAGCUCAAGGAGAAAGACACGUAGGAGGAGUGGGGAAUGGGGAAGUUCUUCCAGUUUGUUCAGUAACGGAGAUGGUGAUGCUGCUCCCUCGAGUAGGAGCUCGCUAGAGAGAGCCUUGUCCUUUUGUGAAGGUUUCCAUCACAACGUGCUUAAGUCGUUCGAGAUUGCUCUUCCUACCCCACGAAGCAAGCCUAAACGAGAGGAAAAACGAGAGGAUAGUUCCGAAUGUGAGAAACUACUAGGAGUCCAGGGAAGUACCGAAUCCCCUGACAAUGGUCAUUAUCUCUGGAGCACCGCUGAAGUGUCCUUGGGUGGGAAGGCAGAGCUUCUGAUGUCAAAGAGAGACAGGGACAUUGUUGCGCAUGACAAGGUCCAGGAAGGCUGCAGCGCUGUGAGCAGUGCUGCACGAGAAACGACUCCAGUGCGCGGUCCGUGCCAGAGCAAUGAAGCUCGUUAUGAUAGGGACGCUGGCCGUAGGAGUAAGCAGUCAACAGACGUGUGCACCACAUCUUUUGGUGCCAGUGCUUGCUCCGAUCUUUCAUCGUUUGAUCCUCGGAGCAGGGGAGAAGUAUCUUCUGGAGGCAGCGGUGAUGCUGUCAUGGUGGAAACUGUUGGGAGAUCAGGGUGUCAGCCAAGUGUAUCAGGGAGCCAUGGGAGGCAACGGAGCAGUGAAAGGGCUACUUCUGGGUCCGAGAAUGACAACGGGAAUGUGGGUACAGCUGAGGGGUAUGUCAAGCUGAAAGGUGGUGGAAGGAAUGAGGGUUGGAAGCUCACUGAGAAGGUGCUGUGUGGCGAGGAGGAGGGCAACAAGCAAGGGCUACUGGAGUGCUCUGGGUCAGAUAUGUGGGGUGUGGAGAUGAACAGGGGUUGGGGGUCCAAUCCAGAGAAUGAAAGAAACUCAGCCCAAGGAGGAGGUGCAGGAUUUACAGGUGCAGGUGCACUCUCUGCGCAAGAUGCUAAUCGUUGCGAGGAAAGUGGAAGAGAGAGAGAUAGUGUAGGUGGGCAAAAAGUCAAGGGGAAUUCCAACGACUCAUUGGCUAUAGUGAGGAGCCCAUCUCUUGGGAAAGAGAACUUGAGGGCUGGAAUUGGUUUGGGAGCUGCACGGACUGUAAGCAUGGACUUGCAUACAAUCCCCACAGUGAAUUCCAUGGCAAGGGACUCAUUCAAGGGGGGACUGACGGCAGACUCUCCAGGCCCUCUGGUGAGAGCCCAGUUCACGUUUUUCCGCAGCUCACAAGGUGAACAGGAAGGUGUUUUCGCCACUGAAUCUCAAGGGCAUUUUAGGGAUGGACAACUUCCGUUUGUUCAGCAGCCAGAUCUGCAUUCCAGGUCCAGGCUUCUCGCCAACGUCCCUCGUUUUCAGAAGUUGGAUGAUCGCCCAAUCAUCGCUGGCUUGUCCAUUCAUCUUCCCAACACUGAGGCUGAGUGGGAUGGAAGGGGAAUUCCCAAUUCAACAAAAAAAUAUAGAGAGGAUCAAAAGGUGGUGUGCUUUUCCACCCCUUUUGAAGUCAGGCUGGAGCAGGAACUGGCGAGCCAGGAUUCACCGUGCUCUAGUGGGGGAGAGGGCGAAGGCAGUGCCCUCCGUGGCCGCUAUGACACCACACGGUUUCUUUCUGGCGGACAGGAACCGAAUGGAGACAGCCAGCUUGCGAGAGCAAAUGGCCCUGGAGGCAGAGGCCCAUCCCUUCGAGGACGGGGAAGGGGCAAGGGAGUUCUAAGAGGCCCGGAAAGGCCCGGCUUCAACAGGACUCCAAGGAAGGUGAUCGGGAGUACGAGGACAUCCAGCUAUGGCGUCAGAUAAGUACGCAAAGAAUCUGAUCUUGGUGCUCUUAUAUCCAUGUUGUCCAGAAAUAUAUCAGUCACAGCAGUAAAUUAAGGCAUGUACA